Messenger RNA from Sphenostylis stenocarpa, 939 nucleotides. Lineage: Eukaryota; Viridiplantae; Streptophyta; Magnoliopsida; Fabales; Fabaceae. The record is from the annotation of a GenBank genome assembly.
AUGUCUGGAUCUGAGUGGGAAGUAGCAGCAGGUCAGAGGUACCGAGUGGGUUAUGCUCUCAAACCAAAGAAAGUGGAAAGCUUCGUCCAACGCUCCCUCCUCGAUUACGCCAAACAACGAGCCAUCGAUCUUGUCCAAAUCGACUUCUCCACACCCUUACAACAACAAGGUCCCUUCCACUGCAUCAUCCACAAAGUCCACACCCCAUGCUGGACCGAACACCUCCGACAAUUCUCAGCCACACACCCAGACACCAUAAUCAUCGACCCCCCCGAGUUGGUGCAUCGCCUCCACAAUCGAGUUUCAAUGCUCGAGGUAGUCACCGACUUACAAAUUCUCGAUAAUACCUCCGUUGGGGUUCCCCGCCAAGUGAUCGUAAUCAAACCCACCGAUUUCGACAAAAUAGAAGAACUGGGCCUGCGAUUCCCCCUGAUCUCAAAACCGCUGGCAGCUGACGGCGGCGCUGGCUCUCACGAUAUGUGCCUGGUCUUCGACCGCGACGGACUCAGGACGUUGAGCGUUCCCAGAGUGGUGCAAGAAUUCGUCAAUCAUGGUGGGGUUGUGUUCAAGAUUUACGUUGCUGGGCGGCGCGUGAAUUGCGUGAAGCGCAAGUCUGUCGGUGAUAUAUCAGAGGAGAGGCUGGGAACGUUAAAAGGGGCUCUGCCAUUUUCUCGUGUAUCGAACUCGGGCAAAGAUCAGGGUGACGCGGUCGAGAAAGCUGAAAUGCCGCCGCAGAGUUUGGUGGAUGAGUUAACGAAGGCGUUGAGGGAGACCUCGGGACUUCACCUAUUCAACGUUGAUCUGAUUAGAGAUGUUAAGGAACCGACAAGGUAUCUUAUUAUUGACAUCAAUUACUUUCCCGGGUAUGAGAAAUUGCCCUCUUAUGAGCCCUUUAUCACUGAUUUUUUGUUGGAUGUUGUGAGCGCCAAGGCUAAGUGA